AUGAGUUUGGGAGAUUGGGUGCCCAUCCCCACGCCGUAUGAUGUGCUCAAGUUCCUGGCGAUGCUCACGGGCACGCUGAUCGUGUGCAACUACCUGGCUCUGCUUGCCUGGCGUGCUGCGCUGCGCGACACCAACGUGCAGAAGCGCAUCCGCAUCGUGCAGAAGCUGGGCAUCCGCGAGCCUCGCCAGUAUAUGUUUGUGGGCUUCCUGCACCCCAACUCUAAUGCGGGAGGCGGUGGUGAGCGUGUUUUGUACGACGCGAUUCGUACGCACCAGCAAAAUCCCGACGUGAUCUGUGUGGUGUACACCGGCGACAUUGAUCCCCUCGAGGACGGCCUGACGAAGGAGCUUGUCAUUGCCAAGGCCAAGGAGCGCUUCGGCAUUGUGCUGCGCCCUGAAGCACUUGCUUUCCUUCCGAUCAAGAACCGCUACCUGCUCGACGGCAAGUACUGGUCCCACUUUACUCUGCUGGGCCAGGCGUUUGGCGCGAACCGCGUUGCCUACGAGGCGCUGAGCCAACUUGUUCCUGACGUGUUUAUCGAUACCAUGGGCUACGCAUUCACGCUUCCUGCUAUCAAGAACUACUCCACAAAGAUCCGCGUUGGUACCUACAUUCACUACCCCAUUGUCAGCACGGACAUGCUGCAUCGUGUCCGCAGCCGCCAGGCGGGCAUUACCAAUUCGGCAUGGAUCGCUGCAAGCCUUCCGUUUAGCAUUCUCAAGCUCGUGUACUACCGCAUCUUUGCAGUGUUCUACGGCAGUGCGCUGCGCUCUGCCGACGCAAUCGCUGUGAACGGAACCUGGACGCACAACCACAUCGAGUCGUUGAUCCAGACGCGCAUGCCCCGCCCUUGGAAGGUGGAGCUGCCCCCGGUGAACAUUGUCUACCCCCCCUGCGACACGAACCGCUUUGCAAAGCUCACGCUGGGCAAGCGCCCGGCGCGCUCGAUCGUCAGCCUCGCCCAGUUCCGCCCGGAGAAGGACCACACAAUGCAGCUGCGUAUCGUACACAAGCUCCUUUCGCAGUACCCCGAGCUGAAGUCGUCCAAGGGCGGCAAUCGCCCGCUGAAGCUCGUGCUGAUCGGCGGCGUGCGCAACGCCGACGACGAAAAGCGCGUGCUGGAGCUCAAGAAGCUUGCCAAGGAGCUUACGAUCGAGAGCAACGUCGAGUUCUGUGUCGACGCCCCGCUCGAGACGAUCCUCGACAAGUUCAGCAAGGCGAGCAUCGGUAUCAGCACCAUGGUCGACGAACACUUUGGCAUUAAUGUCGUGGAGUACAUGGCUGCUGGUCUCUUGACGCUGUCGCACGCGUCUGCUGGCCCCCUUUUGGACAUUGCCGUGAACGUCGACGGAGAGCCGACCGGAUUCCACGCCAAGACCUUGCUCGAGUACGUCGACCAGCUGCACAAGCUGGUGACUAUGCCAGAGGCCGAGGCGGUACAGAUCCGCUCGCGUGCGCGUACGCAUGUCCAAAACACAUUUAGCGACCAAAGCUUCCAGGAAGCGUGGCGCGUCAAGCUCUGGGACCUGCUUGUUCCCCCGUCGCUCCUCAAGAUCAACCAGGAGCUGUUGGAGGAGAAGAAAGCCCAGGUCGUUGCUGCCACGCAGCAAGCGGAGCAGAAGGCCGCGGUGCGGGCAAAGACGGCGGACGAAAACGCCUCGGCGUCGGAUGCCAAGGCCGUCGAGUCAUUGGUGACGGACAGUGCUACGGAGUAG
This is a messenger RNA of Malassezia japonica, 1716 nucleotides long. It is a transcript of the gene ALG11, whose product is annotated as GDP-Man:Man3GlcNAc2-PP-dolichol alpha-1,2-mannosyltransferase. Gene Ontology annotation, biological process: protein N-linked glycosylation. Gene Ontology annotation, molecular function: GDP-Man:Man(3)GlcNAc(2)-PP-Dol alpha-1,2-mannosyltransferase activity. The transcript is spliced from 2 exons. The record is from RefSeq and is a predicted model, not a curated record. Lineage: Eukaryota; Fungi; Basidiomycota; Malasseziomycetes; Malasseziales; Malasseziaceae. Gene Ontology annotation, cellular component: endoplasmic reticulum membrane. Bases 1 to 1716 code for a protein of 571 amino acids.